AUGGCUACAGGAUCCAGGGAUGCUGCAGCCUUCUUGGACAACCAGGCUCCUAAAGAACAGUUAGGACUUCUGGCAGUGAAGAUGGAAGAAGAGGAAGAGCCUAACCAUAUAGGGAAAUCUAGUCUACACAGAAGCAGUCCCUCCAACUGGGAGAUGUCUAGGCAUCGCUUCAGGAAUUUUUGCUACCAAGAUACCCCUGGUCCUAGGGAGGCUCUGAGUCAGCUCAGGGAACUUUGCUGUCAAUGGCUGAGGCCAGAAAGUUGUACAAAAGAACAGAUCCUGGAAAUGCUGGUGCUGGAACAAUUCUUGAGUAUCCUACCUGAGGAGCUGCAGUCCUGGGUUCUGAACCAUCAUCCGGAGACUGGAGAGGAGGCCGUGAGCCUGUUGGAAGAUUUGGAAAAGGAGUUUGAUGAAUCAAGACAGCAGGUCCCAGCCAGUAUACAGGGAAAGGAAGGGCUCUGGAACAAGAUGACUCCUCUGAGCUCAGCGCAGGAAUCCCAGUGGAGUAUACAGCUCCAGCCUGUGGAGACCAACCUUAAGUGUGAAUCUAAGGAACUCCACUCCCUCCAAGAGAGAGCUCUCCAAGUUCCUGCCUGCUUCCCAAAAGAGAGUUAUAGAGAUCUGGAAGCAGCAGUUGUGCUUCCUACUCCGAGGCUUCAGAGGUUGCUGAAGAUGGAAGAUAAAAUCUUGUCUCUGACCCCUGAGGAGUGGGGGCAGCUGGGGCCAUCUGAAAUGAACCUCUGUAGAGGUGACAUUCAGGAGGAUUUUGGGUACAUGGUCUCCUUGGAUGGUGAACUAAGGAUGGAUAUCAGAGAAAUGGUUCAAAAACAAGAACUUCCUGAGGAAUUACACCCAUCUUGCCAACUUAGUGGAGAAGUUCCCAGGGGUCUAGAGGGUGGAGAGUCUUGUGAACAAGAAAGCAGGUUAGAAAAAAAACAGAGAAACACUACUGGAAGAAGACAAUAUAAAUGUGAUGAAUGUGGGAAGUGUUUUGCUCAAAGUUCAGGUUUGAGUAAGCACAGGAGAAUCCACACUGGUGAAAAACCUUAUGAGUGUGAGGCAUGUGGGAAAGCCUUCAUUGGGAGUUCAGCCCUUGUUAUACACCAGAGAAUCCACACUGGAGAAAAACCUUAUGAGUGUGAAGAAUGUGGGAAAGCCUUCAGUCACAGCUCAGAUCUUAUUAAACAUCAGAGAGUCCACACAGGGGAGAAACCCUAUGAAUGUGAUGACUGUGGGAAAACUUUCAGUCAGAGCUGCAGCCUUCUUGAACAUCACAGAAUCCAUACUGGGGAGAAACCUUAUCAGUGUAGUAAAUGUGGAAAAGCUUUCAGGCGGAGUUCACAUCUUCUCAGACAUCAGAGAAUCCACAUUGGUAAUAGACUUUUUCAUGAUCCUGAGCAUAGGGAGGCCUGUGCAGGUAAGGAAGAGGUAGAAACCCAAUGGGGAAAUCUUGAAGGACAAGAAGUAUAUAAAUGUUUGGCAUGUGAGAAAAAUUUUACUGGGGUCACAGGUUUUGUUGAACAUCAGAGAAUCCAUGCAGGAGAAAAACUUUAG
Messenger RNA from Trichosurus vulpecula (common brushtail), 1554 nucleotides. Its product is annotated as zinc finger protein with KRAB and SCAN domains 3-like. NCBI's taxonomy places the organism in Eukaryota, Metazoa, Chordata, Mammalia, Diprotodontia, Phalangeridae. The transcript is spliced from 5 exons. Gene Ontology annotation, molecular function: DNA-binding transcription factor activity, RNA polymerase II-specific; RNA polymerase II cis-regulatory region sequence-specific DNA binding. The record is from RefSeq and is a predicted model, not a curated record. Bases 1 to 1554 code for a protein of 517 amino acids. Gene Ontology annotation, biological process: regulation of transcription by RNA polymerase II.